Messenger RNA from Actinia tenebrosa (Australian red waratah sea anemone), 5064 nucleotides. RefSeq names its product nucleoprotein TPR. Gene Ontology annotation, cellular component: nuclear pore. Gene Ontology annotation, molecular function: structural constituent of nuclear pore. The record is from RefSeq and is a predicted model, not a curated record. NCBI's taxonomy places the organism in Eukaryota, Metazoa, Cnidaria, Anthozoa, Actiniaria, Actiniidae. Gene Ontology annotation, biological process: mRNA export from nucleus; regulation of mitotic spindle assembly; protein import into nucleus.
UCUUACACACAUGUACUGAGCAUAGAUCUCAAAGAAAGAAGCAGUAAAUAUAAGUUCCAGCAAAAACGUGUCAACUAUUGGUUCGAACGGGAUCAAAAGUACCGUGUGUAACAAUUACACUUGGUUCUUUAUUUCAUUUUGUCUUAAAAAGUGUGUGGUGUUUUUAACGAUUAAGCAAUGGUCAAUGCUUAGCGUGCGUAAAUCUAUUGAUGGUGCACGCGGAUAGUUGGGAGAGCACGAUGGUAGCGUGAGAGUUGCACGAGGCGGAGCCCUUGAAAUAAGAAUAGUCCAAGGAAAUUGCUAGAUUACUUGGAGAUAUUGGUCAAUAAGAGUUCCAAAUGCAUGUUUCAGGACUUGAAGACCAACUAAAGAAGUCUAAGACCCACGAAGAUCAGUACAAGUCAAUGUCGUUAGCACAUGAAGAGGCCCUUAAAGAUCUUGAUCAGACCACAGCAGAACUAAAAACUAGUCUCGAAGCUCGAGUCAAGAAAGCAGAAGAGGAAAACAGCUACAUGCAAGGGCAAAUCCAGAGCUUAGAAAGCAAAAACAAUGCCCUUAUUCUCGAGAACACCCAUGCGAAGAAAGAUGCCGAGAGACAAAUAUCAGAGUUGCAAGAAAUCCUGAGCACCAUAAGACACGAGUUGGAAGAAGCUCGUAUGAAAGCAAGAUCAGCGUGUGCAAGUGAACAGGUGGCCAAAGAAGAACUAAAGGAGCAGGCAUCUAUAGCAGCUGAGUGUCAAGAGAAGUAUGAAAGAGAACUGAUGCUUCACGCAAAUGAUGUAAAAGCUUUAGCAGUCGUCAAGGAAAAGCUUCAGGAACAGGACACGAAAUUCAACGAAGUCCUAGACAGAGCUAAUGCUGCCGAAGAAAAGCUGAAAGGUGCUAGUCAAUCGUGGGUGCAGGAAAAGAAACAGUACAUUACAGAGAACAAGAAACUGGAAUCCAGAUGCGCUGACCUGGUCGACCAGAAUUCUACCUUGCAUAAUGAGCUAGACAAGCUCGUGACUCAGUUGGCGUCCACUACAAAGGUAUCAUUUACUCAACCUCCGUCAUCAACAAGUGAAGAUGUUGGUCAAGAAGAGGCUAAGGGUACAUUGGAAUUAUGGGAAAUAGUGAGGUUUGCCAGACGGGAGAAGGAAAUUGCUGAGACCAAAGGAGAGCUGGCACAUUCAGAAAGUCUACGAUAUCAACAAAGGUGUUCAUUCCUAGAGAAACAGCUGGCGGACGCACAGAAAAACCUGAAAGAAGAGAAAACACAGACACAACUAGACGUUGAGCUAUCGGCCAAACACGAAGAGGUCAUGGAGAAGGUAGAGAAGCUCAAUGAACUCACACAAGCCAACAAAGUUCUGAUGGAUGAAAAGCAAACCUUAGAACAAAGGUCGAAGGCCAUGGAGGCCAAGCUCAAGAAGCUCGAGAGUGAGUUGCAGUCUCUCAAAGAAAAUAACCGUACAUUAACAGCAGCAAAAGACUCGUUACUCGGAGAGAAAUCCGCUCUCAAGAAUGAGAUAAUGCGCUGGACAUCAAAGACCAAUAAUCUGAUGGAACAAUACAAAAAUGUCAACCCAGAUGAGUACAAGAGAAUGGUGGAAGAAAAGAAGUUAUUCCAGCAGCAAAUCGCUAGUCAGAAGACUGAAAACCAAAGGACUAAAGCUCAGCUAGAAACACUAAGGGCUAACCUGAAUGCUACUACUGGGGAACUCGCCACCUUAAAGAACGAGCACAAGAAAGUCCUGGAAGAGUUAGAAAAUUUAAAAUCCCAAAGCAAGGAAUCAUCCGCUGCUCAAAAUGAGAUUGAAACGUUGAAGAAAACACUGGCAGAAAAGACUGAAGAAAUCAAAGAAAAGAUAACUACACUCAAUAAGGUGAAGAGAAUUGCCCGUCAAUACAAAUCACAAUGUGAUGAAAAAUCCAAAGAACUGGACGAGCUAAAGAAGAAAUCCGAAGAAACUUCUCAACAAGCACCUUCAGGAGAAGCUAAAGAAGGGACUGGCGAAGGUGUGGAUGUGAGCUCAUAUGAAACUAAAAUCAAGGAGUUGACAGACAAGAUGAAUAACCUUGAGAAUCAGAUGAAGGUCCAAAAGACCCAAGAUGAACAGAAUAAGGCUCAAUUUAAAGAAAAAGAAGACAAAAGCAGGAAAGUACUGAUACAAGCACGUGAGAAAAUACAACAGUUAACAGCACUAAAGGAUCGUUUGGGGACAGAGAAUGAAGAAUUAAAGAAAGAAGUCAAGGCCGCCUCCGAAGCAAAGGACACCAUGUCCCAGCGUAACAAAGAACUAGACGACAGAUUAAACCUACUGCAGUCUCAAUACGAUAGCUGUGUUGCUAGACUCGAAAAGAAGGUCAAUGACUUGAAUACCAAACGAGAAAGCGAGGCUGAAGAAAGCAAGAAGAAGCUGGAUGAGAAGAGAUUAGAAAACGAACAACAGUUCCAACAGAUCCAACAGCUCCAGAAACAGAUCCAGCAACAGAUCCAACAACACCAACAAAAGCUUGCUUCUAAGGCAACAGCUGCUAAUUCUUCUGGAAGAAGUCUUGGAGAUUCUCCUGGACAGGACAACACACAAACGCUUGAUUCUACAUCUGGUAUUCCAUCUACUACUCCUGUAUCAAUCGUCCCACCCACAGCCACCAUCAAACCUACCUCGGCACCUGCAGCAAACAAAACCUCAUCAGCAAAGACCGCAAGUAUACGUCCCAUGCCAAUCACUCAAGGUACCCCUACUCCUACUGCAACAGUCUUACCCACUGUCACCUCGACUGCUCAAGAAACACCCACCACAAUGGCUGCAGUGGUACCUUCACGAAACCAGGUGACGUUGACUUCUACAGCAUCAACGAGUGCAACUGUUCGACCCAUCACUAGUGGGGCAUCGACCAGUGUGGUGUCUACUGUCCCAUCGCAGAGAGCUCCUGCUGAAGCGCAAGCUGGAAGGAUGACGCCCUCUGCAGAUACAUCUCAACCAACUGUGGCCGUCACGACAAGCAACAAGCGGCAGCGUGACGAAGAAGAGGAUGUCGAUAGGCAAAGCCAAGCACAAUCGUCAGAACCUGUGGAAAAGAGAGUAAGAACUACAGAAGCUGAGGCUGUGGAGGGAACCAUAGACGAGCUCGCCGCGAAUGAAGGAGAUCAAGAAGAAGAAGGAUGGGAAGUUCCUGAAAUGGAAUCUGGUCGAGAAACCCCUGAAGUAGUGCUGAUAGAAAGCGGUGAUGACGAAGAUGAAGAGGAAGACGAAGAGGGAAUGGAAGAAGAAGAGGAGGACGAGGAAGACAUGGAAGAAGAUGAAGAAGAUGAAGGAGAAGACGAGGAGAUUGAGGAAGAAAGCGCUGCUGCUGCUGAUAUAGAUGUGGUAGAGGUCAUUGAUGAUGAUGAUGAAGAAGAAGAAGAACGAGGGGAAGAGAAAGUAUCUGAAGAACAGGAUGAAGAAGAAGAUAUUGGAGAAGAAGAAGAGGAAGAAGUAGAGGAUGUAGAAGACGCCGAAGAAGAAGACAAAGACGACAAUGAAAUGUCCGAGGCUGAAGACGAACAAGUAGCAACAGAAGAUAUUCAAGAACCUGAUACUUCACAAACAGAAGUCCCAGAAGAUGACGACGUACAGAUAACACAGACAGAAAACGUACCAGUUAUUCAACAGCUUCCAUCUGUUGCAGUCGCUCAGAGACAAUUCGACCAGCAACAGCAGCAACGACAGCAAGAAGAAGAACCUGGUCCCGUUGGUCGAACUGCGUCUAUCGAUCGACCGAGGUCGCACCUCGCUCCAUUCUCUUUCUCCCAGGGUCAAUCCGGGCAAGGACCGUUUGAUGAAGCAGAUGACUGCACCGUUCCUAGUACUCCAACUCUAUUCGUACCCAAACGAACCGAUGGAUUCGCCGAGGCUAUAAGUUCUCCUCAUAUUCAUCGACCGUUUAACUUUGCUCCUCCCACUGAGGGUAACAAUUCAGGCAUGCAGUCCCUUGGCUUGGAGUCUAGUAUUUCUGUUGGAGGAAUGCGUGUGGAUGACACUCGUGUUAAUCUAAUGGACGAAACAUCAGAAGACAUCACAGCUGCAAGAGCGUCUUACUCUGCUGACACAACAGGUAUUCAAGACAGAAGCGAACCAUCAAACCAGACUGUACCAGAACGUUCCCAGAGUCGAGGAUCUGAUUCUGCCUUCAGACAACAAUCAGUGGAAAGCUUGGAGUCCGAGGGGGACUUCGCCACCGACGUCACAAGUAUGACUGACCUUCCUUCUAUUACAGUUACCCCAGCUAGUGAUACUAAAUCUGUAGAAGAAACGACCGAACAGAAUGUCCCGGAUACGCAACAGGAAGCUGGUGGACCGGAAGCGGAAGUGGCGUUGGGAGAUGACGAGGACGAAGGRAAUGAUGAAAGAGGAGAGGAAGACGAGGGUGAAAAGGAAGGCGACUUGGAACCAGAAGCCGUGGAAACAGAAGUAGAUAAAUCAAGUGAUGUCAAACCAUCUGAACCUGUUGCAGUUGAAGGUGCUAGUUCUUCCGAGGCGAUUGAAUCUAGAGCCUCAACAAGCGCAAGCUCUGAUGCAAAAGAUUCCAGCAAAGGAAGAAGUACAGUGGUCCAACUAAAGAGACCCAGUACAACAGGGCAAGAAGCAAGCCAAUCGGGCGUCAAAAGGGGCACAGUCCAGACACAAGGAGGAAGAGCGCGCAGAAUCAAGCGAUUCAUCCCUGGUCGUGGUAAUAGCAGAGGUCGCGGUAGAGGCACCGAUGGACGCCGAGGAGGAGGAACCUCACACUAAUCCCACAUUCCUUUAGGAAACUCAUUCUAUAACACACUUCAAAAACUAUUUUUGCCAUCUAAUUGUCAUGCCAACUAAAGACACUGUAUAAAGAAACAGACAAAUUUAUUCAAUAAUCUUCGAAUAUUUCGACUUCUUUUCUCAACGAUGUCGAGAUGCCAUGCUUUUGUUUUUUUCAGUUCUUUUUUCUGUAAUUUCAUUUAAUAAUAAAAAUGUCUUAGUCCUAAAGCUGCAGAUAAAUCUUAAUAAAGUGGAAUAUUUAGACUACUACAAAUAUUAUUUUAAUAAAGUAAAAUGAUUCUCGUAA